AUGGUAGAGGCCGAGGACGCUACUAGUGAUACCAACUUGAAGGAUAACAAUCACAGUAUUAACAGUAAUUACACAAACGCUUACAAUAGCAGUGUUAAAUCGAGUAACCCUGGCUCUGGAAAUCAUGACCCCGCAUCUCUGCUAUCGGAGAACGACUACGAGUCUAAUAAAAUUUUUGCAGGUGGCUUGUGCCGCACUACUACUGCGGAGCAGCUGAGGAGCUACUUUGAAAGUUUCGGGAAAGUAACUGAAACCGAGGUCGUUAAGGACAAGAUUACGGGUCGAAGUCGCGGAUUUGGGUUCGUCACGUUCGCAUCAAACGACUCAGUGCAGCGCGUACUUAGCCAGGAACACACCGUCAAUGACGUGCAGGUGGAAGUUAAGCUGGCAGUCCGGAAGGAAAAGUCCAAGAUCCUGGCGCCUAAGUACGACCAGACCAAGCGCAUAUUCGUGGGCGGCAUCGCCGAGAACGUCACAGAGUCGUACUUCAAGGACUACUUCGGACGCUACGGGCAAAUAUCCUCACACAACUUCCUCAUGGACAAGAGGACGAACAAGCCCCGUGGCUACGGCUUCGUCAUUUACGAGAACGUCGACGACGCCGAGAAGUCCAUAGGCCAGCACCCCUCGCUGGGUAAGUUCUGCGAGGCGAAGUUCGCGCAGCCCAAGGCGGAUGACAAGUUCCAGACUAAUUUUCAAAACUUCGACUACUCGGCGUACUACUACGCGCAGGCGAACCUUUUAUAUUCUCAGUAUUUAUCUCAGAUGUAUAACGGAUACGGCUCCGACGCGCUCUCGGCGAAGCAUUCGAGUGACCGGCCUAGCGAGGACUCCGGCGGCAGGCGUAGGCGUUCGCGCGGUUCCAGCUUGGAGUCCAGGGGCGGCCGCUUCGACGACCGCAGGCGCAAAAAAUACCGCUCUCGUUCCCCCAGACGCGACCGCAGGUCACGAUCCCGGAGCAGAAGGCGCUACAGGCGCUGA
Messenger RNA from Theileria orientalis strain Shintoku, 981 nucleotides. RefSeq lists its product as uncharacterized. The coding region runs from base 1 to 981 and encodes 326 amino acids. Lineage: Eukaryota; Apicomplexa; Aconoidasida; Piroplasmida; Theileriidae. The record is from RefSeq and is a predicted model, not a curated record. The transcript has a single exon. Gene Ontology annotation, molecular function: RNA binding.